AUGCAUGCGAGCAUCAAGACAGCGAUGUACGUGGCCAACCGCCCGGCCAAGGAUGAGAACACCGACAGGGCCAAAGCGUGGCUUGCAUGGGUAGACAGCGAACGAUGUUUAAUGCUUGCGAUGAUGGCAGACGUGGCUGACGAAGGGGUGUGCUUGACGAGACUGCUUGACAAUGAAGACGUUGACGCCGCCUGUCUCAAUUCCGAAGUGCUCCUGUUCAUCAGAAAGGUCGAGGCAAUGUUUGGUGAGAGCGAGCGGUGCUUAACUAUUUUCGGUUACACUUCGGUCAUGAUGGACCUCCUCAGCGAGCGCGUGGUUUGGCACGUCAGCGACGACUCUCGGAGCAUAGGUUUCGAGCGCGGUGUCCCCCGCGACAUUGUCAACAGGCGCAUGGAGAGGAUGAGGUCUCACGUGGUCCCGGCGCGCGCAGCGCUGGCAGCUGAGUUUCCAAGUUUCGAAAUGAGCCAGGCAUUCCAAGUGUUCGACUUGUCCAUCACGCACCCCCGGGCGGAUGUGCAUUUGCGGCGGAUUGCUCGGGCAUUGGAUCGCCGCGCCGCGGACAUCAAUCCAACUAGGCUGCAGGUUCAGUGGGAACAUGGGUUCCCGAGGGCUCGCCAACAACAGCAGAGAGGCUUGUCGAAUAAGGAAGCUUGGAGAUAUGUGAUACAGAAACUAGGGCAGCAGAGACUAGCGCUGCGGCACGACAUCGACGAUCUGAGAUCAGCUUUGGUUGCAUAUGUGGCCUUUGGAAUCAGCACGUCGGGGGCGGAGCAGAAGUUUAGCCUGGCUGCGCUCGAGUUUAACUGUCGCCAACUCUCCUCAGACGCGUGCAGCGAGGACAUGUUUCUCAAGAUCGCUCUGGACUUGCCCAAUCGUGACCUCAACAAAGUCAUUGACAGUGCCCGGCGGAUUUGGCUUGAGACCUGUGGGCGUCCUGUAGUGAGGAAGUUUCCGCGCAUCGACAAAGGGGUUAAGAGACCACGAACAGUGAUGAAGGAAGGCGAAGCCGAAUUCAUUCGUCAGCGCCGCAAGGCUGCGAGGCUCGCUGUUUCGGAUACAGUGGCUGGCGAUUCCACCAGGGAGGUCGGACCAGGCUCGAACCGGGGUGCCACGCACCAGAAGGAGCUCGACUUCUUGAAGAACAAGCAAAAGACUAAACGGUGCAUUGCAUACUCGGAGAACGUCCUCCUACCACAGGAAGUGACGCAUGCUGUUUGCGAAGACGCAGCCGCCAAACACAAGAAGCAACUUGCUGAUCAAUUGGCCAGGUCGCGUAAGACCGAGCGCGCGCGAUUGGCCGCGCUGGGCGCGCCAACGGCCAAGCUCCUAGAAGCUAUCAGGGGGAAGCCUGUUUUCGUGGAUAUACCUUGCAGGUCGCCACUGGUGGCGGCCGCACUCAUCGCGCAUCGCCUGAAAUCAGUGCGGAUGCACGAGGCUGAAGUUUUUGUUGCACGGGCACCAGGGCGCGCUGGCCCGUUCAUUAUCGCUGCAUCGGCGUUCCAAAGGGGAUGUGAAGUUACCCCCGGGCUUUUAAUUUCAAGCCGUCUUGGCGCUGGGGUCAAAAUGCCGCCAACGUAUCAUUUGAAGACAGUAACGUUUCUUGGGCGCCGAGUUCAGAGACACGCAACGUACGUUCUGCGAGUUUGUACAGAACUUAAUCAGGCACACCACAGGCUGCAAAUGGAGGCUUGGCGGGUUUAA
Messenger RNA from Prorocentrum cordatum, 1701 nucleotides. The record is from the annotation of a GenBank genome assembly. NCBI's taxonomy places the organism in Eukaryota, Dinophyceae, Prorocentrales, Prorocentraceae.